AUGGCUACUCCAGAGGGUGUUCAACAGAAGAUAAUAGCAGAGUUGAUCUCUGAGCCCGACGAGAAGAAAACUCAAGCAAGACUUGCUCAAGCAAAUGGCGACAAGUCCACUGUCAGGAGGCUAUGGAAAGAGAGUUUUCCAGAACUUAACCUCCAGAUUUCACACAAUCAAAGAUGGUCAUACGAACCUUCAGAACAAGGAGAAAACUUAACUGUCAACGGAAGUCGGGAAGGGCGGCGUUCGCCUCCUACCAAUCAACCCCAAGACCCUCAGGACAAACAAACUUUAGAGCGUGUAAAGGUGCUGUUGAAUGAGUUGAACGCGCGUGGAGCGCAGUUGCUGAAUCAUAAGUGGAGAACAGAAGAAGCUUGCAGUGCCAAGGAAGAACAACUAGCUCAUUACUAUGCUCGCACUCUAGCGAUCGUCGUGAUGUUAACGAAGGAAGUAGUGGACGAGACUGAUGACCAGUACAGGACUACAAGCACCAAUGGAAACAGAUCGUGCUCUGAGGGUUUUAAUAUUACAGAGGACUUAGAAUCUGGAGACCCAACAGCUUUCAAAGGGGAUCUUGAUAGACGAGAGUUAGAGGUGGACUACGGUUGCUCGACUUCGGAUCCCGAUCUAUUCGAAGGACUCGUCGAUCACGCACGGCAUACACCUUGGUGGCUUGGCGCCGAAGGCUACGAGGACCUGACAGUGCAGUGGUUCGAGCUUGAUGAAGAAGGACGCGAAAAGAUAGCAGCUAUCGAGCGAGAUAUCGUAGAAGAGAGAGAUCCACAUACGACUCAGUGCAACACAAAACCCACGACGACUACGCAUGACUCAUGCUCUUGUGGCGAUAAAUGCUGGAUGCUAGAAGCUCUCGAGAGGAGAGAACAAAUGUACCCGAAAGACGGUCUAACGAGAGAAGAACAAAACGCGGAAUACACCGAGAUGGUUUACAACAACGAAUACCAAUGCAUUACAGGCAAGGCACAAAACAUUUUGAAGACUCUUGAAGAGGACAACUCUAGUCGCGGCAAGCACAUUACCCGAAAGGAAGAGCAGUGCCUGAAAGAGAUCUUGGCACUUGCGAAGGGAAAGGAAAGGGACGAAGAACCACGAGAGCGAGAGCGGGGAUUGAGAACAGACGAACCAUUUGAUAGAAGAAUUAUUAGCUUGAGGAACUAUUGCAAAUGGGUCGGCAGCCGUCAACACUUCGAAGUUGAUGCUGAAGUUCUUGAAUUGACAAAGAGACUGCUGGCCGCCGUCGAAAGACAAAAAAACGAACAGCAGGCUUGUUCAGAUUAG
Hyaloscypha bicolor E is the source of this 1290-nucleotide messenger RNA. RefSeq lists its product as uncharacterized. The coding region runs from base 1 to 1290 and encodes 429 amino acids. Lineage: Eukaryota; Fungi; Ascomycota; Leotiomycetes; Helotiales; Hyaloscyphaceae. The record is from RefSeq and is a predicted model, not a curated record. The transcript has a single exon.